AUGGCAGCAAUACUUAACGUUGACUUUCAAAAAUAUUUCAUCUUGAUCCUCCUAUGCUUCUUCUCGCUCCUCUGUUACUCUCUCUUCUUCAAGAAACCAAAAGAUGGCUCUCAUUUUCCUUCAAGUCCUCCGUCUCUGCCCAUAAUUGGCCAUCUUCACCUUCUACUCUCUGUUCGACCCCACAGGGCAUUUCAGAAGAUCUCAUCUAAAUACGGACCUCUCCUCUACCUACGCAUCUUCAACGUCCCCAUUGUCCUCGUCUCCUCGGCCUCGGUAGCUUACGAGAUCUUUACAACGCACGACGUGAACGUCUCGACACAUGGUAAGAUCUCAUCUAAAUACGGACCUCUCCUCUACCUACGCAUCUUCAACGUCCCCAUUGUCCUCGUCUCCUCGGCCUCGGUAGCUUACGAGAUCUUUACAACGCACGACGUGAACGUCUCGACACAUGGUGUCCGUAUAAUGGAGGAUUCUCUCUUGUUCGGACCUGAAACUUUCACAGGCGCUCCCUACGGAGAUUACUACAAAUUCAUGAAGAAGCUCCUGGUGAUGAAUCUAUUUGGCACACAAGCCCUGGAGCGGUCACGAGCGAUCCGUGCUGAUGAGCUAGAGCGGUUUUACGGAGACCUGCUCGACAAGGCGAGAAAGAAAGAGAGUGUUGAGAUCGGCAAGGAAGCAAUGAAACUCACUAACAACAACGUGUGCAGGAUUCUCAUGGGGAGGACCUUUUCAGAGGAGAAGGGUGAGGCGGGAAGAGUCAGGGAUUCGGUGAAGAAGACAAUGGGCUUGAUAAGAAAGGUUGUCUUGUCAAACACGUUAGGUAAGCCGCUUAAGAAGCUUGGCAUCUCACUCUUCGGAAAAGAGAUUAGGAGGGUCUCUCACGGAUUCGAUGACCUGCUAGAGAAGAAUCUCCGGGAGCACGAAGAGAAGAAACCGGAGAAACAUCAAGUUAUGGACAUGAUGGACGUGUUGUUGGCAGCUUCUCGAGAUGAAAACGCAGAGUAUAAGAUCACCAAGAACCACAUCAAGUUGUUGUUUGUAGAGCUUUUCCUUGGAGGCACUGACAGCGCGGGGCAGGUAACGCAGUGGGCAAUGGCUGAGAUUAUCAACAAACCAAGUGUUCUUGAGAGACUGAGACAAGAAAUUGAUUCAGUGGUAGAGAAAACAAGGUUGAUUCAAGAAGCGGAUCUACCGAGACUUCCAUAUUUGCAAGCGGUGGUUAAGGAAACACUAAGACUGCACCCACCAGCGCCUGUUGUGGUAAGGAUGUUCGAACAAGGAUGUAAGGUUGGCGGUUUCUGCAUACCAGAGAAGACAACACUUGCUAAGAAUGUUUACGCUGUGAUGAGAGAUCCGGAUAUCUGGAAAGAUCCCAAUGACUUUAAACCAGAGAGGUUUCUAGCUUCUUCAAGAUCAGAUCAAGAAUCCAUAAAGUAUCUUCCUUUUGGUGGUGGAAGGAGAAUCUGUCCUGGAUUAAAUCUUGGAUAUAUCUUUGUCGAAACCGCUGUUGGAAUGAUGGUGCAGUGCUUUGACUGGAGAUUAAAAGGAGAUAAAGUUGUUAACAUGGAAGAGACUGUUUCAGGAAUGACCUUGACCAUGGCUCAUCCACUGAGAUGCACUCAUCUUCCUCGAACCGUUCCUUUGGCUUAA
Microthlaspi erraticum is the source of this 1650-nucleotide messenger RNA. The record is from the annotation of a GenBank genome assembly. NCBI's taxonomy places the organism in Eukaryota, Viridiplantae, Streptophyta, Magnoliopsida, Brassicales, Brassicaceae.